AUGACGCCUUGCUUUUACUUUUUUUCAUUAUCAUCAUUAUUUUCAACUAGUCAUAUACGUUCAUUUUGUGUUAGUUUUCUAUUACUUUCCAUCGUAUUAACAUUUAUCAAUUUUUUAACAACAACAACAUCAAUUAAUAAAUUGACUACGAAUGAAUAUAAAACCGAAUUAAAUCUUUCAACUACAACAAUUUCUCUCCCAAUUUUAUUAUUAGAUUCCAAAGAUGUUUAUCACAAUCGAUUUAAUUGUUAUGAACGAACUAAUCGUCAACGAUUAUAUAGAAAAAAGACAAAUAAAACAAGAUCAAAUAUUACAAUGGAACUUAAUCAACCAAAUAUAACAUUAUUUGAACGUAAUACAAUACCUUAUGAUUAUGAUAUUUGGCAAUCUGCUCCAACAAUGCCACGAUUAGUUUCUAAAUGUGAACAUAAUCUAAUGAUGCAAUUAUUAAAACGUUUUGAUCAAUUAACAAAAAAAUAUUCACUUGAAUAUAUGAUUAUUGAUGGAACAUUAUUAGGUUCAUGGCGACAUCAUGAUCUUAUACCAUGGGAUGAUGAUAUUGAUUUAAUGAUGUCCGUUCGACUUAAACAUCUUCUUAUUAUAGCUAUUGAAUCUGAAUCUCCAUCAUCACCUUAUUAUAUUGAAUUUCAUCGUCGUUGGGAUGCACCGAAAGCAUUUGAAUAUUAUAAAUUUUAUUUUUCAACAUCUCCACAUUUUAGUGAGCAUCCAUGGCGUUAUCCAUUUGUUGAUUUAAUUUUUUAUCAUGAAAAUGAAACACAUAUAUGGCAAGAAAAUAUGCAACAUGUAGCAACUAUAUCAAAACAAAGUAUUUUUCCUUUACAACUUCGACCAUUUGGUUCAUUAUGGUUACCAUCACCUCGAUCACCACAUGAUUAUUUUCUUAGUGUUAGUUGGACAACAUAUGAUGAUGAAUGUUAUAAUGGACCUUGGUCACAUAAAUAUGAAAGAACAAAAGAUAUGGAUUAUGGUUAUGAAUCAAAAUCUAUAAUGAAUUGUUAUGAAUUAAAAGAAUUCUAUCCAUUUGUUGAACGAUCAUUAAUUAAUCAAGAAGAACGAUUAGUUAUUAAUGGUACAGUAAAACAAAUUAUUCGAAUGAUUAACGACAAAUAA
Molecule: messenger RNA, 1131 nt
Organism: Adineta steineri
Lineage: Eukaryota; Metazoa; Rotifera; Eurotatoria; Adinetida; Adinetidae
Source: the annotation of a GenBank genome assembly